This is a messenger RNA of Lasiosphaeria miniovina, 1461 nucleotides long. RefSeq lists its product as uncharacterized. The record is from RefSeq and is a predicted model, not a curated record. The transcript has a single exon. NCBI's taxonomy places the organism in Eukaryota, Fungi, Ascomycota, Sordariomycetes, Sordariales, Lasiosphaeriaceae. The coding region runs from base 393 to 1196 and encodes 267 amino acids.
CGGCCACCGCGCCGUCACACUGAUGCCCUUCGCCCAGAGCUUGAAGGGUGAUCUGACGGCACCCAACAAGGGCCUCCCCACUGUUCCCUACACUGGCACUGCGUCCUUCCGUGUGGACGAGACGGGCACCCACUCCAGCGCCGCCCUGACCAAGAACGUCGAGAUACACGUCGAGGACCUGUAUAUCUACGUCGGCAGCUACUUCUCUUUCCGCGAGAGAAUCCUCAGCAUCACGGCCAACCGCAUCUACGCCAUACCCCUCGGCGACAGCGGCGACGAGCUAGUCAUAGAGUUUGACUGCUCUGGUCUGGGCCGACGGCGACGGCAAAGUCUGCGUGUCACCGCCGGACCCUAUUGAGGUUUCGGUCGUUAGCGGAGGAGCGUCCGGGUCGAUGGGGCGUAUGACCGAAAUAACCUCGCCGCAUAUCCUGUCGUGCAUUAGCUUCGCCAAGGAGUGGAGAUUCGACAACAAGAUCACGGAGGCGGUCGCUGUGAUGAAGAGGUACCAGGACAGCCGGAUGGUGCUGUCGGGCCAGUCAUCGGACGCCAGCGCCAUCACUCAGGGGGCAGAGGUUGUUCCUAUCGAGAGCCCUGCUUCGAUCCGCAAUGCUACGCAGCUCUUGAUGGUGCCGCAGAAGGUCAAGUUCGAGUACCAGAUAGGUUUCGGCGCACAGGUGUACAACAACGAAGCGGAUCCCGAGUCGGAUAUGGCGGUGCCGCUGGCCGGCACGACUGAAUAUCUCGGGCGGUGUGUCGGCGAGCUCCAGAGGGUGCGCGAAGGAGGCGGACCGGUCAAGUCGUUGGCCAGCGCCGAGCAGGACGCCUUUCUCCUCAACUGCACCGAAGACCUCUACAUCCGCCAGACGGGCGCAGGCAUCUUUGGGAGCCCGCUCAACCUGGUCAGCAAUCCGGCCGUGUCGCUUGUCGAUGUCGACGACGAGAUCGACGCUCUCGGUGCGCUCGAGUCUGUCAAGGCUUCGUUGGAGCGGGAGCUCGCAGACCGCAACACAGCGCUACAGAGAGCCAGCGACACAGCAAAGACCUUGAGGACGCCAUCGGCAAGUCGACUGCGGCCAAGAGGAGCCUGGUUGCGCAGAUGGCCAACAUAUACGAGUCGUUCGCCUCUCUUCGAGACCACGUCCAAGCCAAGCAGCAGCUGCUCGCCUGGCGCAUGGACAAGUUUUGGAACAAGGUGAAGGGCGACUUUAGCUACUACGGUUCUACAUGAGGGGGCUGGUUAAACGUCUUGAGCACCGUGGGCUCGGUGCUGAUGUUUGCGCCCGAGGCAGGAGUCAACCCGGCAUACGGCAUCGGCGCGGGCAUGCAGAUAGGGGCUUCUAUAUCGACUGCUGUCGACACCAUAGAUCAGGAACACCGCGACAAGGCAAAGGAGGACGUGAAACAAGACGCCAUCGAGAAGCGCGUCUACCGCAUCAGCGGCAGGAAAAGCAUUGUGGUGCA